UGAAAGAAUUUAUGAGCUUAUGUGUCAUACAUCAAAAUGAUGGGGUAAUCAUCAGAAUGGCGAUGAACGUCACCAAAUCUUCGAGUGGUUUCAUAGAUUACCUUUACUAUGAUCAGCUGAUAGCAAUGAUAGCCGAGGAAGAUACUUGCGUGGGAUUUCUGUUAGCAGGAAUCGGUCAGCGAACAAAAAAGAACGAGCUUAAUUUCGCUGUAGCAGACGACAACGCAACACCUGAGGAAAUCAUGAACCACUUGACCAAAUUCAUCUUGAGAGAGGACAUUGCGAUCAUCUUGAUCACGUACGGCGCUGCUUCCAAAAUCAAGCAGUUUCUAGUUGAGUACCAAAGCUUUCUACCGGUAAUCUUAGAAAUACCAUCGAAGUACCAUCCUUACGAUCCAGCAGAGGAUUCCAUUAUGGCAAGAUUGAUUGACGUUUAUGGAGACGUCGAUGAAAUACGUAGGCAGUCGAAAUGUUAAUUCUACUUAUAUUCACAAUUGAAGAACGUAUUUAAGAUGGUUUCGAAAUAAAUUUACCCCUAAGUCUAA
Harmonia axyridis is the source of this 545-nucleotide messenger RNA. Its product is annotated as V-type proton ATPase subunit F-like. The coding region runs from base 12 to 476 and encodes 154 amino acids. The record is from RefSeq and is a predicted model, not a curated record. Gene Ontology annotation, cellular component: membrane; proton-transporting V-type ATPase, V1 domain. NCBI's taxonomy places the organism in Eukaryota, Metazoa, Arthropoda, Insecta, Coleoptera, Coccinellidae. Gene Ontology annotation, biological process: proton transmembrane transport. The transcript is spliced from 2 exons. Gene Ontology annotation, molecular function: proton-transporting ATPase activity, rotational mechanism.